Rhinichthys klamathensis goyatoka is the source of this 952-nucleotide messenger RNA. Its product is annotated as POU domain class 2-associating factor 1. Bases 95 to 856 code for a protein of 253 amino acids. The transcript has 5 exons. Gene Ontology annotation, molecular function: DNA binding; POU domain binding; transcription coactivator activity. Gene Ontology annotation, biological process: positive regulation of transcription by RNA polymerase II. The record is from RefSeq and is a predicted model, not a curated record. Lineage: Eukaryota; Metazoa; Chordata; Actinopteri; Cypriniformes; Leuciscidae. Gene Ontology annotation, cellular component: RNA polymerase II transcription regulator complex.
CUGUACAAUUAUUAGAUGAUCUCAGGAAGUAAUAAAAGAGUUUUUGGCUUGAUAUAUCAUAAGAGUUUAGAUUGUUACAUAUCAGAGUGUGCACAUGGGAAAAUCACUGUCAGAGGUGCCCUCAUCCAAGCCAUACCAGGGAGUGAGGGUCAAAGACCCUGUAAAGGAGUUGCUGCGGAGAAAAAGAGGAAAUGCUGCCAGAACGACACCCCCCGGCACAGUGAUGGUUCCCAACAACACUUUUCAGUCAUACACACAUGCUGGGACUUCUAGCUUUGUAGAAGCCAACCAGAGUGGUCUUAAUGAUUCAUUAGUGGAUGUCGGUGGGCUUUGCACAGGAUGGAUUGCCCAAACCACCAGCACAUCUGCUCUCCAGCCUUUGAGCCACUGGACUACCCCAGACUGCCAACACCACGACCCUACUAUCCCAUCCCACGCUGAUAUGUAUGUCCAGCCGAUCUGUCCCAGUUACACUGUGGUUGGCCCUUCCCCCAUGCUGACGUUUGCGCACACACCUCUCUUCACCAACCUUGCGACCAUGAGCACAUCCAGCUCAGCCUUGCCUCCGGUGGAGAUCCCAGACUCCUCCCUGACAUACAUUCCUUGGGCUCAGCCUUUAUCCACCAUCUCCAGCACCGUCAUGCAGUCCCCCUCUGUGCAAGCAGCCCUGUCAGCCUCCCAGCUCUUCCCAGUGCCUCUGACCUUGCCAGUAAUCUCACCAGAACCUGAGCCUAGGCAGGUGGAGCCUCCCCAGGCCCCCGAGGGCACUCUGGCCCUUGAAAAACUGCUGGAAGACGAUGAGAGCCACAAAGAACCCUACAUCUGCAACUCCUCGCUGUUUUCAGAAGACAUUUAAGAUAUUUGUAGAUUGGCACUUUUUUCGCGCAGCUUUUUACCUAAUCAAGAUUUUAUGGUGGAGCCAAUGUAGUCCUACAUUGAAUAAGCCCUAUCU